GCUCCCUGUCGGUCGGGACACGCAGUGGAGUCGAGGAGGGAGAGCUGGAGGUAUUCAAUGGAGGAGAGAACGUCAUCUGUAUCUGAUGUUUAAUUCAACUUUUUAUUUUUCUUUCUCAUGCCUUAUUUUUUGUUUUGUUACUUUUAGCGGUUCAGGCAUAUAAAUUAAACCGUCAGAUUGUAUCGUCCAAGCGAUUUAGCUACCAAAAUGUUUAAAACCCCAGACCGCCAGAGCAGAGAACCAUUGAAAGGGGAAUUAUUUGUGUGAAAUGCAAUCUUGAUUGAAUACAAAAUAAAUAAAAAAAGCAAAAGAUAGAGCGAUAUAGAGAGUGAAAAGGGGACACAUUACCGUCCAGAAAACACAGUCUCCGGGCAACCACCAGCUUGUCGUUGGAGGUGCAGUCUCCGUGUGAAGACGAGAAGCAUUGAAUCAUGGGGGCGUUUUUGGACAAGCCGAAGACAGAGAAGCACACAGGUCACGGUUCCGGGAAUGGGCUGCGCUUUGGGCUGAGCAGCAUGCAGGGCUGGCGCGUGGAGAUGGAGGAUGCCCACACAGCAGUGCUGGGGGUCCCGCAUGGCCUGGACAACUGGUCCUUCUUUGCCGUCUAUGACGGGCAUGCCGGCUCCCGGGUCGCCAACUACUGCUCCAAGCAUCUCCUGGAACACAUCACGGGCAGCGAAGACUUCUGGGGCACGGAAAAGCCGGGCUCUACACUGGAGCCCACGGUGGAGGGCGUCAAGAGCGGCAUCAGAACUGGCUUUUUGAAAAUCGACGAGUACAUGCGCAAUUUCUCGGAUCUGCGCAACGGUAUGGACCGCAGCGGCUCGACUGCGGUGGCCGUGCUCCUUUCUCCGGAGCACCUGUACUUUAUCAACUGCGGAGACUCGCGGGCCGUGCUGUACCGCAACUCGCAGGUCUGCUUCUCCACGCAGGACCACAAGCCCUGCAACCCCCGCGAGAAGGAGCGCAUCCAGAACGCGGGCGGCAGCGUGAUGAUCCAGCGGGUGAACGGCUCGCUGGCCGUGUCGCGCGCCCUUGGGGACUACGACUACAAGUGCGUGGACGGCAAGGGCCCCACAGAGCAGCUGGUGUCCCCCGAGCCCGAGGUGUACGAGAUUCCCAGGUGCGAGGAGGACGAGUUCGUGGUGCUGGCCUGCGACGGAAUCUGGGAUGUCAUGAGCAACGAGGAGCUCUGCGAGUUUGUCAAGUCCAGGCUGGAGAUAACGGACGACCUGGAGAAAGUGUGCAACUCUGUCGUGGACACCUGCUUACACAAGGGAAGUCGUGAUAACAUGAGCGUGGUGAUAGUUUGUUUCGCGAACGCUCCCAAGGUUUCGGAGGAGGCAGUGAAGAAAGAUGCUGAGUUGGAUAAGUACUUGGAGUCACGUGUGGAAGAAAUCAUUGAGAAGUCUGGCGAGGAGGGUGUUCCGGACCUGGUUCAUGUAAUGCGCAACCUGUCUGUGGAGAGCAUCCCGAACCUGCCCCCAGGAGGGGGCCUGGCCAGCAAGCGCAGUGUAAUUGAAGCCGUGUACAACAGGCUGAACCCACACCGGGACGAGGAUGGGGACCCUCCUGAAGCAGAGGACGGCGGGACACCAGGCAAGCUGCAGGCUGCUCUUCGUCAGUUCAGAGUUAAUCAUAGGGGGAACUACGGGCCCGCCCUGCAGGAGGUGCUGACUAGUGUCAGGCUAGCUGAAGAGCAGAAGGCAGCCCAGGAAGCAUCAGCAGCUUCUACUCCUUCAGCACCAGCAGGACACCCCCAGGAGAACACUGUGAGCCAGCCCUGAGACAUCCUGGGAAAAACACAAGGACCUGAGCCAGGCAUAGACCAGUUUCCAUUCUCAUAGAGCUUUGUGAAUCUGACCUUUUACGAGUUCAGCGAUGGCCAGAGUUAGUCCUUGUGUUGGACAUUCCAUUGUUCUGUUGCCAGCAAGAUAUACCCGGGGUUGUUAGUUCAUAUUUUAUUUUUUUGGAAAAUGAUCUUUACGAAGUGGAGUUAAACAAUGGUGAUUACAGACGGACGGAUGUCUCCACCUCUCUGUUGUGAAGAUGCUGUAUGGAAGGCCCCUGUCCAGUCGUACAGCUGUGAAUGUUUGACUUUAUUGACACCAUACUCCAGGGGUAUCUAACCCUGGUCCUGGAGAGCCCCAGUCCUGCAGACUUUACACCAUCAAUGGCUAAAGAUCUGGAACACCUCCGUUAAUCUUGACUAAUUAAGCCAAUAAUUGGUUUGAGUAAGUGAGAGCUCGUUUGAAAUGAAAAUCAGCAGACCCAGUAGCUCUGGUAGACCAGGGUUGGAGACCCCUGCCCUGCUCUAUACAGCAUUAACAUGCCUGUUUCAGAGAGGGUUCUUUUCUGUCCAGUGUUUUAAUAAAAUCAUAGCUGCAUUCAACAGCACAAUUCUUAACUUUUUUUUUUUUACGUUUUAAUAAAGCUUGUAAGCUGGGAAGGUCAUCGUGUUAAUGCAAUAUUUCAUCACGUCACUGGUCCGAUUGCCAAGUAGUCAUUUGUAUGCAGGCCGAUUUAAUCAGUCCAAGGCAUGCCUUUGGUAUUCAACACAUGUCUAAUGUAAACAUUUUGUGUAUAGUGUUGCCAUAGCAACUGAAACUACAUUGAUGAGUGUGCAGACCUGUUGCUGCUCCCUGCAUGCCUCUCUUGAAUCUACCCAAAGAAAUGUAAUGAAUGCACGAGGGAGAACAGGUGCCUGAGCCGCAAAGCCCUGGUGCACUGGUACACCCAGCUGUGUCUCAGACCUGUGCUAAAACUCCUGUCCUAUUUCACUGCAUACCGCCCCCAUGAGCGCCCGACAUGUCCUGAUUACCGAAACACAGCUGCCUCGUUUGGAAUUAAUUUCACAAAGAUCACAGAGCACUGGGAAAUGAAUUGCAAUAGUACAGGAUUAAGAAAUUCAGGCAAAGGUUUAGGUUUCAUGAAAAACUGCUUUUUUGAACUACAUAUUUAUACUCUGAUCAUGCCCUCUGCCUUAUGAGAGAAAUACAUGCAUGUGCAAAAAAAAAAAAAAAAAAAAAGAGAUUUCUCCCCCAGCAAAACUGGGUCUGUUGAGAGUACGUGCCGUCUGGUUGUGAAUGUAAAAA
Molecule: messenger RNA, 3095 nt
Organism: Polyodon spathula (Mississippi paddlefish)
Lineage: Eukaryota; Metazoa; Chordata; Actinopteri; Acipenseriformes; Polyodontidae
Product: protein phosphatase 1B
Exons: 6
Coding region: 432-1787 (451 amino acids)
Biological process (GO): protein dephosphorylation; negative regulation of canonical NF-kappaB signal transduction; positive regulation of canonical Wnt signaling pathway
Cellular component (GO): nucleus; cytosol
Molecular function (GO): manganese ion binding; magnesium ion binding; protein serine/threonine phosphatase activity
Source: RefSeq, a predicted model, not a curated record